CGAAAUAAAGCAAAAAGUUUUAAAAAUCCGCUCCGGGUCGGGAGGGGCGGUAUAGCGUGCUCGGAUUACUCCGUCACAUCCUGUUAUUCAACAAAAUGGCGAAUAAUACAACAUAUUGUUUUUUACCUUCGGUUUUAAAACUUAUUUUCCUGCAGUUCUCCUGGUGUGCGGAGACGAAAAUAACGUCGUCUUCUCGCCGCGGUCUUUCGCCGAUCGGCAGCGGAGGUUCUGCGGGGAGGAUGGCGUCUAAAUCGCCUUGGAAAACGGCCGGAUUUAUGGUGCUCCUCACCGUGCUAUCGAUAGCGUCUAUCCUGGAGGACAAAAUAGUUUCUUUUGUGAAGAACGAGCUGAGGAAGAUUCAGACAGAUCUGAGUCCAGAUGAGCUACAGUGUUUUAAGAGUCAAUGUGAGGAUGAGGAUGUAUUACAGGGUGUGGAUGAAGAACAGAGUAAGAGCAGCAGAGAAGCAUUUGUGAUGAUUACAGUGGACUUCCUGAAGAGAAUGAAGCAGAAUAAGUUUGCUGAGCGUUUGCUGAGAAGUGAGAAUUAUUCUUUGUGUCAGCAUGAAUUUAAAUCUACUCUGAAGAAGAGGUUCCAGUGUGUGUUUGAGGGAAUCACUAAAGCAGGAAACCCAACCCUUCUGAAUCAGAUCUACACAGAGCUCUACAUCACAGAGGGAGGGACUGCAGAGGUCAAUGGUGAACAUGAGGUCAGACAGAUUGAAACAGCAUCCAGGAAACCAGACAGACCAGAAACAACAAUCAGACAAGAAGACAUCUUUAAAGCCUCACCUGGAAGAGAAGAACCAAUCAGAACAGUGCUGACAAAGGGAGUGGCUGGCAUUGGGAAAACAGUCUUAACACAGAAAUACACCCUGGACUGGGCUGAAGACAAAGCCAACCAGGACUUCCAGUUCAUAUUUCCAUUCACUUUCAGAGAGCUGAAUGUGCUGAAAGAGGAAAAGUUCAGCUUGGUGGAACUUGUUCAUCACUUCUUUACUGAAACCAAAGAAGCAGGAAUCUGCAGCUUUGAAGACUUCCAGGUUGUGUUCAUCUUUGAUGGUCUGGAUGAGUGUCGACUUCCUCUGGACUUCCACAAAACUACAAUCCUAACUGACCCUAGAAAGUCCACCUCAGUGGAUGUGCUGCUGAUAAACCUCAUCAGGGGGAAACUGCUUCCCUCUGCUCGCCUCUGGAUAACCACACGACCUGCAGCAGCCAAUCAGAUCCCUCCUGACUGUGUUGGCAUGGUGACAGAGGUUAGAGGGUUCAGUGACCCACAAAAGGAGGAGUACUUUAGGAAGAGAUUCAGAGAUAAGAAGAAGGCCAACAGGAUCAUCUCCCACAUUAAGAUAUCACGAAGCCUCCACAUCAUGUGCCACAUCCCAGUCUUCUGCUGGAUCACUGCUACAGUUCUGGAGGAUGCGCUGGAAACCAGAGAGGGAGGACAGCUGCCCCAGACCCUGACUGAGAUGUACAUCCACUUCCUGGUGGUUCAGGCCAAAGUGAAGAAGGUCAAGUAUGAUGGAGGAACGGAGACAGAUCCACACUGGAGUCCAGAGAGCAGGAAGAUGAUUGAGUCUCUGGGAAAACUGGCUUUUGAUCAGCUGCAGAAAGGAAACCUGAUCUUCUAUGAAUCAGACCUGACAGAGUGUGGCAUCGACAUCAGAGCAGCCUCAGUGUACUCAGGAGUGUUCACACAGAUCUUUAAAGAGGAGAGAGGACUGUACCAGGACAAGGUAUUCUGCUUCAUCCAUCUGAGUGUUCAGGAGUGUCUUGCUGCUCUUCAUGUCCAUCUGACCUUCAUCAAGUCUGGACUCAAUCUAGUGGAAGAACAAGUCAUUACACCCCAGAUGUCUCAAAGAAGAGAAGAAUCUAUAGAGAAACACUUCUACCAGAGGGCAGUGGACAAGGCCUUGCAGAGUCCAAAUGGUCACCUGGACUUAUUCCUCCGCUUCCUCCUGGGUCUUUCACUGCAGACCAAUCGGACUCUUCUACAAGGUCUGCUGACCCCGACAGGAAGUAACUCACAGACAAAUCAGGAAACAGUCCAAUAUAUCAAGAAGAAGCUCUGUGAGCAUCUGUCUGCAGAGAAAAGCAUCAAUUUGUUUCACUGUCUGAAUGAACUGAAUGAUCGUUCUCUAGUGGAGGAGAUCCAACAGUACCUGAGAUCAGGAGUUCUCUCCACAGACAAACUUUCUCCUGCUCAGUGGUCAGCACUGGUAUUCACUUUACUGUCAUCAGAAAAAGAUCUGGAUGUGUUUGACCUGAAGAAAUACUCUGCUUCAGAGGAGGCUCUUCUGAGGCUGCUGCCAGUGGUCAAAGCCUCUAACAAAGCUUUACUGUCUGGCUGUAAUCUCUCAGAGAGAAGCUAUGAAUCUCUGUGCUCAGUUCUCAUCUCUAAGUCUUUUAGUCUGGGACAACUGGACCUGAGUAACAAUGACCUGGAAGACUCAGGAGUAAAGCUGAUGUCUGCUGGAUUGAGGAGUCCAAACUGUUCAUUGACAACUCUCAGUCUGUCAGGCUGUCUGAUCACAGAGGAAGGCUGUACUUCUCUGGCCUCAGCUCUGAGCUCCAACCCCUCCCAUCUGAGAGAGCUGGACCUGAGCUACAAUCAUCCAGGUGGGUUCGGCAUGGAGCUCCUUUCAGCUGGACUGAAGGAUCCAAAUUGGAAACUGGACACUCUCAGGGUGGAGCCUGCUGGAGUCCGAUGGUUGACACCAGGUCUGAGGAAGUAUUCCUGUCAACUCACAAUCGACACGAUCACAGUACACACAAACCUCCAACUGUCUGAAAACAACAGGAAGGUGACACAUGUGAAGGAGGUUCAGUCAUAUCCUGAUCAUCCAGAAAGAUUUGAUGUUAAGCCUCAGCUGCUGUGUAGAAAUGGUCUGACUGGUCGCUGUUACUGGGAAGUUGAGUGGAGAGGAAAGGUUGAUAUAUCAGUGAGUUACAGAAGAAUCAGAAGGAAAGGAGGGAGAUAUGAGUGUGUGUUUGGACGGAAUGAUCAUUCUUGGAAUCUGAUCUGUGCUGAUGAUGGUCCUGAUUUUGUCAGGCACAAUUACAUAGAAACACUCUUCCCCGCCUCCUCCUCCUCCUCCUCCUCCUCCUCCUCCUCCUCUGUCUCUAACAGAGCAGCAGUGUAUGUGGACUGUCCUGCUGGCACUCUGUCCUUCUACAGAGUCUCCUCUGACUCUCUGAUCCACCUCCACACCUUCAACACCACAUUCACUGAAACUCUUUAUCCUGGAUUUUAUGUUAAUCCUGUUUCCCAGCAUGCCUCGGCUGUGGAGCUGUAUGAGGGAGAGCUGUUUGUCCUGCUGCCCUGUGAGUUUCCCACUUUUGAACUGGACAGCCCCACAGUGGGGUGGAGUCGCUCCACCCUCAGUCCUCCAACCGUCCACCAGCUUCAAGGAGACGAACUGAAAGAUCCAAAGCAGCGUUACAGCGGCCGAACAUCCAUGAAGACUGACGCUCUGGAAACUGGAGACCUCAGCCUGAACCUGACCAACCUCCACCUGUCUGACAGCGCCACCUACACCUGCUCCGUCACAUCAUUUAGACUGAGAGAUGUCCCACUGCAGGUCAAAGAGUGUCAGGUGGAGGAGGGGGCGGAGUCUGUCCGGCUGCCUGAGGACACUCGGGUGGAGUGGUGGCACCGUCCUGAGAAGCCUGACAAACAGGAGCAGCAUCACAGAGUGAAAGAAAGACGAGCGUGUGAAAAGCGGACAGUUCAGCCUGACCCUUAA
Messenger RNA from Oreochromis niloticus (Nile tilapia), 3746 nucleotides. Its product is annotated as NLR family CARD domain-containing protein 3. Gene Ontology annotation, molecular function: protein binding. NCBI's taxonomy places the organism in Eukaryota, Metazoa, Chordata, Actinopteri, Cichliformes, Cichlidae. The transcript has 9 exons. The coding region runs from base 96 to 3746 and encodes 1216 amino acids. The record is from RefSeq and is a predicted model, not a curated record.